This is a messenger RNA of Lethenteron reissneri (Far Eastern brook lamprey), 1212 nucleotides long. RefSeq lists its product as uncharacterized. Lineage: Eukaryota; Metazoa; Chordata; Hyperoartia; Petromyzontiformes; Petromyzontidae. The record is from RefSeq and is a predicted model, not a curated record.
CAGUGAACGCGGACGCGGAAGAGGGGGGCCGGUGGCAACAACACGGCGCGUGGUGCAGGUGGUUGUGGGGGUGCAGGUGGAUGUCGGCAGGGCCCCCCCCGAGUCUCGUGCUCUUCUCGCACUGCGGCCCCCGCGUGGUGGUGGGGGCGCGGGUCCCCCCGCUGUGUCCGCUCUGCGGGGCUUCCCUCGGGGGGGCCCCCCUCCCCGAGCCCCCCGUGAGCCUCCGAGCCCCCCUCUCCAGCGCCCACAGCUCCCCACAUCAGCUGGCCGUGCGGCCCACGCGGGGGGCCUUCCUCACUGACUACCAUGAAGGAGUGGACCUGCACGUUGGCAUCAGCGACUCCCAAGGUGGGGUGUAUCACUUCUGGGAGGGGGGCGUCUCUCGCGACGCCUGUGGAUGGGGGUCCUGCGUCUGUGUGCCCCUGCGAGAUUGCAUCGCACCCCAGGGGUCAGGGGAGCCCUGGGGGGCUUGGGGGUGGGGGCUUGGGGGGGGCUGGGGGGCCGGUAACCCGCUCUGGGACUCGCAUUUGGAGGCCAUGGCCCAGAGCGCGGAGUGGAGCAGCGAGAGCUAUGAAGAGCUCGGCCACAACUGCUUCGACUUUGCCCUCGCGUUCCUCGCUCUCGUGCAGCAGCGGCUGGCACUGCCCGCGUGGGGCAGCCCUACGGAGGAGCCCCCCAUGGAGGAGCCCCCCGCGGGACGCACACAACCAACACCGCGAGAGGGGUGGGGAGAGGAGGAGAGUGGAGGGAGGGGGGCAAGGAGGAGGAGGAGCGAGGAGGGAGCGAGUGACUCGGCGAGUGUGUCGGUGAAUGACGCGGCGAGUGACGCAGUGAAUAACACAGCGAGUGGCUCUCCGAGUAACUCUGUGAGUGUUUCGGCGAGUGACUCCCCUGCGAGCGUUUCGGGGAGGGAGCGAGCCAGGCUGCGGCUGGUGGAGCGUGUGCUCGUCCCGGCGACGCGCCGCGUCUCCCGCUACCUCGCCGUGCUCGCCCACGUGCUCGCCCACGGUUACUACCUCCCCCCUGACACGUAACCCCUUGACCCAACCUCCAUCCCCCCCCCCCCAUCGUCUCCUGUCUCUCUCCCUCUCUCGCUCUGCACGCGGCGCAAAGCCCAGCACUCCCGUCUUGUGUCAGACUUGUUCCCCAUCUCGCGCGAUUUUGCAGGUGAAAUGUGAAAUUUUGUGAAAAUAAAACCGCUAAUAAGAAUGA